Messenger RNA from Rhinocladiella mackenziei CBS 650.93, 1266 nucleotides. RefSeq lists its product as uncharacterized. The coding region runs from base 1 to 1266 and encodes 421 amino acids. The transcript is spliced from 2 exons. Gene Ontology annotation, molecular function: monooxygenase activity; FAD binding. The record is from RefSeq and is a predicted model, not a curated record. Lineage: Eukaryota; Fungi; Ascomycota; Eurotiomycetes; Chaetothyriales; Herpotrichiellaceae.
AUGCCUCUCCAAAUUGCAAUUAUAGGGGCCGGCCUCGGCGGCCCAGCACUGGCGCUUGAGCUCCUCAAGGUGCCUGGGAUCACUUGUACCAUUUACGAACUCCGGCCCGAAGGCUAUGAGCAAGGCCAGCACAUUUCAUUGGCACCUAAUGCCAUGCGCAUAAUGAAGCACAUCGGAGUUAUCGAGAAACUCAAUGCGAUUGGACACACCUACGAAGCACUUCAUCUAUGUAAUGCCAAAGGAGCGCGAAUUGCCACCUUCCACAACGGACACGAGAAAGAGUACGGCUUUGGGGCCAUGCGUGUUCACCGACGCUAUGUUCAACAAGUCCUGAUUGAAGAAUGUAAAGCCAAAGGUGUCGAAAUCCGGCAUGGGAUGAAAUUGAAGGAGAUUCGUGAAUAUGAAGCUAAACGAACAGUCGAGAUGAUCUUUACGAGCGGACAGACCGCACAGGCCGACUUCAUCGUCGGCGUCGACGGACUGCACUCGGCUGUCAGAGACUAUCUGGCCCCAAAUGUAGAACCGGUGUACGCAAAAAUGCUCGGAGUGACAGGCUUUCUGCACAGAAACAGAUUGCACUCGUCAGCAGGCCGAAUUGGUCUGCCGGCGCAUUUCAUCGGCCCUAACGCAUUUAUCGCCAUCAUGCCAUCAGAUGUUUGGGGCAAUGAUAUCGGCUUCUUUUCCACGAUGGACUUUAACGAGGAGAAAUCUCGGGAAGAUUGGGACAAACUUUUCCACGACAAAGACGCCAUUCGAGCGAUCCUCCGCGAACUGUUCAGCACGGAGAAAGGCUGGAGCGACCUUGUUGCUGAAUUGUGCGACACCGCCGAGGAGGAGUCGUUAUGCUCAUGGCCAUUCUUUAUUGCACCACCCCUUCCCAACUGGUAUUCCCCCAGCGGCCGUGUCUUGGUCAUGGGCGACGCAGCUCACGCCAUGAUUCCCACGGGAGGUCUAGGCGCCUCACUCGCCUUCGAGGAUGCAGAAUGUCUUGCUCUUCUGUUGAAACAUCUGGCUCCCUCGCAUCUCAACUCCCAUUCUCUUCAGCAGACCUUGCCAAUCUGGGAGGCCCACCGUCAACAGAGGUUAGCACUGGUCCAGGAAUUCACCAACCGUAACAGACGACUAAGACAACCGGGCGGAAGCUGGCAGUAUUUGAAGGAAUGGUUUGUAUGGCUGUUCUUCAAGGUGAUGGGUCGUGGAGGGCAAGCCGAGGAGAUAUACCGGUAUGACACGGAGGUGUUUGCGAAGAUGCUGCCGGCUGUUUGA